Rotaria socialis is the source of this 444-nucleotide messenger RNA. The record is from the annotation of a GenBank genome assembly. Lineage: Eukaryota; Metazoa; Rotifera; Eurotatoria; Philodinida; Philodinidae.
AUGGCCUUGUUUCUUGGUGAUGGGAAUGGUAUUUUUGAUAAAUCAACAAUUUUUUUGACAGGAGUUCGUUCUUCAAUCUCGUUUGCAAUAUGUGAUAUCAACAAAGAUCACCGUCUAGAUACAAUUGUGAUUAGCAAUGAAACAGGUGCGUUCGACAUCCUUCUGGAUUCAUUCGGAGGCUUUGCAAAUCAAAGAAAAUUUUCAACUGACUCUUCUCUACAGUCUGUAGCUGUUGGUCGUUUCAACUACGACACCCGACUGCAUAUCGUUAUCGGCGAUUCGGAGAAUAACGGUGUGGAUGUUCUGUUGGGGUACAUCAAUAUAGGUUUUGUAAAUCAAUUGACACUCACGGCUGCCAAUGAUUCACAAUCUCGAUCGUUUGUGAUUGGUGAUUUUAACAGUGAUUCUCGUAUGGAUGUUGUCGUUGCUAAUUCAGGUUCUUAG